Molecule: messenger RNA, 3905 nt
Organism: Callorhinus ursinus (northern fur seal)
Lineage: Eukaryota; Metazoa; Chordata; Mammalia; Carnivora; Otariidae
Source: RefSeq, a predicted model, not a curated record
CUCGGCUGCCCGCGCUCAGCGCACCGGACGCUCCUCCGCUCCUGCGGUGGUCACCAGGCUAUGGGUCUGGGGCCUACCCCGACCCUCCGGGAGGCCGCCCCGUCUGCGGCGUGACGGGCGGCCCAGAUGGUCACCAUGGGCCAGUGCUACUACAAUGAGACCAUCGGCUUCUUCUACAACAACAGUGGCAAGGAGCUCAGCUCCCACUGGCGGCCCAAGGAUGUGGUUGUGGUGGCCCUGGGGCUGACUGUCAGCGUGCUGGUGCUGCUGACCAACUUGCUGGUUAUCGCGGCCAUUGCCUCCAACCGCCGCUUCCACCAGCCCAUUUACUACCUGCUCGGCAACCUGGCCGCAGCCGACCUCUUUGCUGGUGUGGCCUACCUCUUCCUCAUGUUCCACACGGGCCCUCGCACCGCCCGGCUCUCGCUGGACGGCUGGUUCGUGCGGCAGGGCCUGCUGGACACGAGCCUGACCGCCUCGGUGGCCACCCUGCUAGCCAUCGCCGUGGAGCGGCACCGCAGCGUGAUGGCCGUGCAGCUGCACAGCCGCCUGCCUCGCGGCCGUGUCGUCCUGCUCAUCGUGGGGGUGUGGGUGGCCGCGCUGGGCCUGGGGCUGCUGCCCGCCCACUCGUGGCACUGCCUCUGUGCCCUGGACCGCUGCUCACGCAUGGCCCCCCUGCUCAGCCGCUCCUACCUGGCUGUCUGGGCCCUGUCCAGCCUGCUUGUCUUCCUGCUCAUGGUGGCUGUCUACACCCGCAUUUUCUUCUAUGUGAGGCGGAGGGUGCAGCGCAUGGCGGAGCACGUCAGCUGCCACCCCCGCUACCGAGAGACCACACUCAGCCUGGUCAAGACCGUUGUCAUUAUCCUGGGGGCGUUCGUGGUCUGCUGGACGCCAGGCCAGGUGGUGCUGCUCCUGGACGGUCUGGGCUGCAAGUCCUGCAACGUUCUGGCCGUGGAGAAGUAUUUCCUACUCUUGGCUGAGGCCAACUCACUGGUCAAUGCCGUGGUGUACUCAUGCCGAGAUGCUGAGAUGCGCCGCACCUUCCGCCGCCUCCUCUGCGGUCUGUGCCUUCGCCGGUCCACCCACGAGUCUGCCCGCUAUGCACCCUCCACCCGAACAGGUGCCAGCACUCGCAUCAUGCUUCCAGAGAAUGGCCACCCCCUGAUGGACUCCACCCUUUAGCCAGCCUGGGACUUCAGUGGGGUGCUGCACAUGCCACAGUAUAGCCCCCGCCUGCUUGCAAACGCACCGGGCUCUACCUAAGCUGCAGGACAGACCCUCAGUCUGCCGUGGCACGACGCCCCUGCCAGCCUUCCCCAGGCCCACAGCUCUGCCUGCCCCCGAGGCCCGGGGGUGUGGGGUCAUCUCUAAAUGCCCAGGAGAGCGUCAGAGGGGGUUCAGGAAUCGGCUCUUCAAUCAUCUCAGGUUGUGGAGUUUUCUAACUGACACUUUCUAUCUUUACUGCACAUCCCUGGUAAACCCUGUGGACCGCUUCCUCCUCUGUGGUAGUGUGGGUGCUAAAGAUGGGGGACAUGAGGGCUCUCUCAGGCCACUCUGCCCAGUGCGACAGGGUGACAAGGAUGCCCAUGGAUGCACCAUCUGCCCGAAGCUGAUUCUUUAGGGGCACAGACUGAGGGGUGCUGAGCAUGAGCUGGGAAAAGGUUUGUGGCCCCUUGCAGCCUCUGGGGUCUUGCCUGUCCCAAUUAGAAUUGAGGGGCGUCUGUGGGGAGAGCAUAUGAUAUAAGGAGUAAACCUUUCUUUCCACUGAGGUCUCCAGAGCAUUUUCUGUCAUCAACUCAGAUAGUCCCUCUGUCCCUGUGUUCCAGAAUUGUCCGCCUCAGCUCGGGCUAGGCUGGGAUCUCCUCAGCCCUGUUCUCUUUCCUCUUGAGCUCUGCACGGCUGUUACUCCAUCUCUUUCUCUCUCUUUAAAUCCUGUACACAGCAUGGGACUUGACCUCAUAACCGCUAGAUCAAGAGUGGCAGGCUCUACUGACAGCCAGCCAGGCACCCCUCUCCAUCUCUCUUGUUGGAGGUCUUGCAUCCGUUCUGUGUGUCCCCCUGCCUCUAACUCCCCGCCCCCAUCUGUCUCUGUCCUCUGGAGCCCACAGUGGUCUCUGACCUGCGUGAGCCCUCUUUCUCCUGCCUGCCCUUUCGUCUGGGUCUGGGUUAUUAACAGUCAGGCGUGUCCAUCCCAUUGCGCACCCCACCACCUACAUCCAUCCAUACCUACGGGCCAGGGGGAGUGGAGCCCGUGAAGCAAAUUCUGCAGGAUGCAGAAUUUGAGAGCUGCCAUUUCUCAAACUCCUCGGAUGUGCCUGGCACACUGAUAAGCACUGUAGGUGCAUUAUUUAGUCAUUACUUGCAUCUUGUGGUGCAGAUGCACACUUUGUGGCUCAGAGAGGUUGCAAUCUGGCCUGUGGUUACACAGCUUCCAAAGGUCACAGAGAUGAAUCAAGGGACUAGAGAGGCCCCUGGAGAAAGAGUUUUGGAUCCCCACAAUGUCCUAAGUUGGUCAUGACCUCAGCCUGGUUUUCCUCACCUCACCCCACAGCCCCCCAAGUCUUCAGACAUGCCAUGAUGAGCCCCCUCUCAGAUGCUCAUAGAGGCACCCUGCCAGGUACAGUGUAGACCAGAAUCUGGAUUCUCUGCUUCCACUUCACCAGGGAGGAGACAGGGUUAUAGCUCUACUCAAGGUUCACAUGCUAAAUAACAGCUAGAAUGUGGACUCAGGCCUCCCAUUAGAGGCCAAAUUCUUAAACCACUAAAGUACACAUCGUGGAAGAACCAAAAACAUCGAAGUCCUUCUACAUUAAAUGGGGCUAUGUUUCCCUUGGAGAAAACUUCCCCUGCCCUCAGACAGCUCUGUGUGGAGGCAAGAAUGAACUGGGUUGCUGGGUACUUCAGGAUCCAAGUCGGACAGCAGGACUCCCAGGGCCUGAGGCCAGAAUCUCCAGAGAUGGUGACCCAAGCGAGCCCUGUACACCAUGGGCCUGGGCAUAGGACCGUGAAGGAUGCAGUCCUUGCCUCUGUGAAGCUCCAGGCCUAUUGGACAGACAGACACUUUGGGUGCCAAAGCCAAUUCCUAUGGGGUGGGGACCCCGAAGUCCUCCCAAAAGCAGCUCUGUGUUUCACUUGCUCUUACAUCAGCUUCCCCCAGGUUCUAACCCACACUCCUCCGGUCUCCUUUGGCAUCUUGUCCCAUUGGUUUUUCCCUCCCUUGUAGGUCUCUCCACCCUUCAAGCUUUGGUCCCUAAAGCUUUCAGUCCUAUGUUCAGAGAACCACUGUUCUCUGAAGAACACCAAAAUUACCCACAACUUUUACGCUUCCUGUGCAGGGCUGAAGUUUUGCGCAGGGCAACAGCUCUCCAUGGGCCCCACAAGUUCUAGUACUUCCUCUAACUGGGGCCCAGUGUUGGGUUUCCUUAAUCAGGGAGCUUUCAAAGUGGUUCCUAACACUGGCCCAAAUCACUCAUUUCCAUUCCCUGCUGUCUUUUUUUUUGGAGUCCUCCAAUCCAAUCACACCAGAUGUUUUGAGUUUCCUCUCCAGCAGCAAUGGGAAGAAGAUGGGCCCUGCCCUAAAGGGUUCCCAGAGAGGCUGAGGACCCUUUAUGAGACUGCAUCUGGAAUCUGCCCUCAAAGCAAACAGGCUCCAGCAGGUCCCAAUGACUUUGGAGAAGUGAUUCACAUCCAGUCCGUUCCUUUUCCCUCACACGACGAUCCUUCUCUGACGCCAUGAGUUCUAGUGGCCAGAAACAAAGACUUGUGGAGAGUCACCCUUACUUGGGGUACACCUCAGAGGAGACCCUCAGGAAGCACCCUUCAGUAGUUCAGUGACCGCGGGCUUGGGCAUUCUAGGUCCAGAUUGCGGUAAAUGGAGAGAAUGAAUAAAACCGAGGUCAUUUAUA